AUGACUCGUUACUAUGCAGUUGUGAUGACUCUGGAGAUGUCAGACUCGACUUGUGGUCCUGGUUUUGGUGAUGACCUACUAAAUUCCGAAAAUUCAGUCCCUAUGGAACAAUCAAUUUUUAUCCAGUUCGUUGAUACCAGUGGAGAGGAAACGGGAACGCCCAUAUUUGUGCCAUGCAAUAGUUCUGUCUCCGACCUCACCGAGAUUCUCACCUCCUUCAAAAAAGCGUCUCCAGAUGAACCUGUCGCAUACGAAUUCUAUGUCGGCGAAACCCAAAUUCUUGACGAUCUUUCUUCAGGCCUGGUCCAGUUUACUGCUUCUAAGGCAAAAACAAAUGAAGCAAAGGAGCUCGUAAAAGCUGAGUCUGGUGGAGCGGUGGAGUCCAUUGUUAAGGUGACUUACCAGGCUCAGGCAGUGUUUCGUGUUCGGCCAGUUACAAGAUGCACCAGUACACUCCCGGGCCACAAAGGGGCAAUUUUGGCUGCUCUCUUCUCGCCUGACGCCAGAGCUCUUGCAACUGGUUCGGGUGAUUGCAGUGUUCGUUUCUGGGACCUGAAUACGGAGCUUCCUCAAUCUCCUGUACAUAAUAUUCACAAGGCGGCGGUUCUCUGUCUCGCUUGGUCUCCUGACGGCCUUCGUCUCGCUUCCGGUUGUCAGGGCGGUCUCAUUUGUUUGUGGAGACAAAACGACGUAGGAAACUGGGUCCUUGAUUCACCUUCUCCCUUGAUUCAACCUACCCUCGCACGAACCCCUGCUAAUUCUAAGACACGUUGGGUCCGCUCAAUAGUUUGGCGACCUUUCCAUUUAGACAUCGAUUGUCGUUUGUUGGCCGCCGCCUAUCAGGAGACUUCAAUAGUUCUGUGGGACACGCUCACAGGCAAGCCUCAUCGCAUCCUGUCAGGCCACGAGAGGCCAGUGACUAGCCUUCGCUGGGGUGGCACAGAUCUCAUUUACUCAGCCAGCCAGGAUCGUACGAUUCGUGUUUGGCGCAAUACAGACGGAGCGUUGUGCAGGCGACUGGACAUGCAUGGCCACUGGGUCAACUGUUUGGCACUCAAUGUUGACUAUGUCCUCAGAACUGGACCUUUUGAUCCUGCUGAUGCGGUAUUAGUCAAGCCACCAUUCUCUGCGAUGUCUAUAGGCGAGAGUAGAAAAGAAAUUAUGCAACAACGUGCAAAAGAGCUUUACGAAAAAGUUAAAGGAAACGGAGCAGAGCGCUUGGUCGCGGGUUCGGACGACAAUACAUUAUCAUUGUGGACCCCUGAAACGACAAAGUCCCCUCUUUGUGGACGAAUGACAGGUCACAUGGGAGUUGUAAACGACGUUAAAUUCUCACCUGACACUCGGCUCAUCGCCAGCGCCAGCUUCGAUCACUCUGUUAAAAUUUGGGACGGGUUUAGUGGCAAAUUUCUUGCGACUAUGUUUGGACACGUGCAAGAUGUUUAUUUGGUCGCUUGGUCCAGUGACUCGCGCCUUCUGGUAUCCGCCUCAAAGGACUCCACGGUGAAGCUGUGGACCGUGGCCGAGGUUCGACGAUGGGUUCAGGAAGCUGCGGUACAAAAUGAAGUGAAGAAAAAAAGUGAUACAAAGCAACCCUUUCAGAGAAAGCGCCACAUUCUUCACGACCUCCCUGGUCAUUCUGAUGCCGUGUACGCGCUUGACUGGAGUCCUGAUGGGCAGCGUGUUGUGUCAGGUGGAAAAGAUCGAGUGCUCAAAAUGUGGGUUUAUUUAAAAUGCCUUGUGUUCCCAUGCCGUAAUUCACGUUUGGUUCUGCAAUGUUUCCUAGUGGUUAUGUAG
This is a messenger RNA of Mesocestoides corti, 1797 nucleotides long. Lineage: Eukaryota; Metazoa; Platyhelminthes; Cestoda; Cyclophyllidea; Mesocestoididae. The record is from the annotation of a GenBank genome assembly.